This is a messenger RNA of Phaedon cochleariae (mustard beetle), 990 nucleotides long. The record is from the annotation of a GenBank genome assembly. Lineage: Eukaryota; Metazoa; Arthropoda; Insecta; Coleoptera; Chrysomelidae.
GAAGGAUAUGAACGGUGUAAAGCCGGAACAGCGAUUCUAACUGAACGUAAAAUUCUUAACAUAUUGAAAUAAUUAGUAUUUAACAAUCAUGCCUUUUCGUCUUUGUUCAAGUUCAAAUUUUCGACUCCUUUUUCCAUAUUUUCACUCAUUUCACCAUUCACCAAAGAAAAAUGUUCACUGCACAGUGCACUAGCUGACAAAAAAGUGAAACGUGACAACACUGACAAAGUGACAGAGAUAUAUUUCAGUGUGGUGUACACGUGUUGAUUUGGCAGUGGCUAAAAGCCUACAGCCGGGUUAUAUACAUCUAUGUUUUAAAGUCCAAAUACAUUUGUUUACUCAUUUUACUACUAAUUCAUUAUGGUUGGUAAAGUUGCAGCAGGAUUUGUUAUAUUUAGAAGAUUUUCUACGGACAUAGAGUACCUCUUGCUACAAACCUCUUAUGGUAUCCAUCAUUGGACCCCUCCAAAAGGUCAUGUUGAUCCAGGUGAAUCAGAAAUGGAAACAGCUUUGAGGGAAACAGUUGAAGAAUCUGGACUUCAUAAAGAGGAUCUCAAGAUUUUUGAAGACUGUAAGAAAGUGUUGACCUAUCAGGUCAAGGGAAAGCCUAAAACAGUUUACUAUUGGCUAGCAGAGUUGGUGAAUCAGAAUGCCCAAGUGAAACUAUCCCAUGAACAUCAAGAUUUCAAGUGGUUGGGAUUGGAAGAUGCUUGCAAACUGGCAGAGUUCAAAGAAAUGCAAGAAACUUUUCACCACUGUGAACAAUAUAUUAACAGAGUAAUAAAGGGAAAUACAUAAAUAUACUAAUACUUAAUUAGGCAAUAGUCAUUCCACUGAAAUGAAACAUUGAGCUAAACAAGUCCAAAUCCUUUCUGAAGAGCUUUUGCCUCUGCAACUGAAAUGGGCUUUAAUGUGAAUCCUUCCAGUCUAGGCUGAUGUUCUAAAUCUCUCAGAUUUUGUGACUUUUCUCUGAUUUUAUUCUGCAGACUU